Molecule: messenger RNA, 879 nt
Organism: Thermochaetoides thermophila DSM 1495
Lineage: Eukaryota; Fungi; Ascomycota; Sordariomycetes; Sordariales; Chaetomiaceae
Exons: 3
Coding region: 1-879 (292 amino acids)
Biological process (GO): tRNA methylation
Cellular component (GO): cytoplasm
Molecular function (GO): tRNA methyltransferase activity
Source: RefSeq, a predicted model, not a curated record
AUGAAGAAUCUCCCGACGCCCGGAAAAGUAUUUAUCUCCAAAAAGCAGAAAAUUCUUUCUCAGCUUUCGUUGCCAGAUGAGCAGUACACAGAUGCCUCACCCAAAGGCUCCGUCGACGAAGGAAUCCGCUAUUUGAUUGAUCAGAUCAACAUGCAAGCAGGGCUUGUUACGACGAGCAGUUGCGCUGGAAGAGUGAGUGUGUAUCUGGAGGGGCCAAAAUUUGGUCAGGGAGCAAGUUCCUCCGACGGUGAAGAGACUGCUGGUAAUGGGGAUGUCGCAGUCGAGGCUGGCCGUGAAAAUGCCGUUGCCAGUUCUGUGGGAGGAAAAGGAGGUGGGGAGUGGUUGUUUGUAUCGCAUGAUCCAGUGAAAAAUGAUGCUGGGGAGAGUGGUUAUGAGAGACUGUUCGGUUUUGGAACUGUGCCUGCCAGAGAGCAGUUCGUGCAAGAUGUCUUCGCACCCUCAACAAGACUGAUUCAUUUCAAGUUUGAGCCUAUGAUCUUACAUAUCCUUACAGCGUCUCUUGAGCAUGCACAGCUUGUUAUCCAAGCAGGCAUGGAAGCUGGCUUCCGUGAAAGUGGAGCUGUAAGCUUGCUGAAGAAGUCGGGAGAUGAUGACGCAAACCCGAUGGUGGCUAUACGGUCCAUGGGAUUGUCCUUCGAUUCACUGAUUGGCGCCGAAAACGAUGGUAUCCGGCGUCUUAUCGUAUCAUCUGAGUACCUGAAGAUGCUCGUCCGAAUUGCCAACGAGCGAUUUGUUGAGAACCAAAAGAGGAUAGCGAGGUUCAGCGCUGCCCUUGAAUCUGCCUUUGCCCCCCCAAAAGCUAAGGCAAACUGGGAAUCUGCUCAGGCGAGAAGGGAACAAGGGGUGAACUUCUUGUAG